Messenger RNA from Yamadazyma tenuis ATCC 10573, 2657 nucleotides. The record is from RefSeq and is a predicted model, not a curated record. NCBI's taxonomy places the organism in Eukaryota, Fungi, Ascomycota, Pichiomycetes, Serinales, Debaryomycetaceae.
AUGCUGGCCACCAAUGACCGUAUUGGCGUAGGGGUCCAAAUGAUCCAACAUUACUCGAACAAAGGUCAAAAGUGCUGGGUCCUCCACCACUAUAAUCCUACGGUAAAGACGGGCGAUUGCCGGGAGGUUUCCAACGUGGAUCCGUUCUACGGAUUGUCUUUUAAGGUGGGAGUGGCUGAAAACAAAAACAUCACUUACCAAUCAAAAAUGGAAGACGUUCACACCUAUGUGGCCAAUUUUGCCGAACGCUUGGACUGGGGGUACUUCGCGGUGUUCGAUGGCCACGCUGGCAAGCAGACGGCCCGGUGGUGUGGGAAUAAUUUGCAUACGCUACUCGAACAAGAGAUCAUUUCGAACGAGGAGCUGGUGAUUUCAACCGAGGUAGACAUGAAGGAUAAUUUAUACAAGUCGUUCAUGAAGGCCGACGAGUUGAUCAGCAAGGAGAAUGCUGGUAACUCCGGCAGCACGGCGGCGGUGGUGGUACUUUUAUGGGAGAAUCGAGGAGAUGCUAUCCCAGCCGAUACCACAGACACCAAUAACACCAAGGGUAGCUAUUCGGUCGACUUUUCAAACCAACACCGUAUGCUCUAUACCGCCAACGUCGGGGACCUGAGAAUCGUAUUGUACCGUAAUGGAGAGGCAUAUCGAUUAAGUUAUGAUCAUAAAGCCAGUGAUAUCAACGAAAUCAACCGAGUCCGAGACUCUGGGGGACUUAUCAUGAAGAAUCGGGUCAAUGGGAUCUUGGCGGUAACGCGGUCUCUAGGUGACUUGUACAUGAAGGACUUGGUGGUGGGCAAGCCAUUCACUACCUCCACCGUUCUAGGAGAGUACGACGAAUUCAUGAUAUUGGCCUGCGAUGGGUUGUGGGAUGUGGUGUCUGACGGGAAGGCGUGUGAGGCUGUCAAACAGUCGUUCCGGACUCUGGACGACCCGGAGGUGGCUGCAAAACGCCUAUGUCAACUCGCACUUGACAACUCUACAACUGAUAACAUCACCGUGAUGGUGGUCAAGUUCGACAAUUCGAUCUUCAAGUCUAAUGAUUAAUGAACGUAUUAAAUAUACACAAACUGUCCUCAAAUAUGCUCUGGUGCUUGCUUUGGUUGUUCCUUGGGGACGAUGGGACGAUACCAGUUGAGGGCCAAACUGCUCAACACCACACUCACCAGUGACGCUGCCAUGGCCGCACUGGCCCAUACAGGGCUCAACCGGGAAUUAUGGUACGGGUAGAUCACCCCAGCUGCAAUUGGGAUUCCUAUCAUGUUGUACACCAAUGCCCACGCAAAGUUGAACUUGACUCGAUUCAAAACCUUGGUAGACAAGUCAAAGAGGGUGACAAGUGUCGUCAAUGGGUGCAGUUUAUUGAGAAGGAUAAAGUCACUUGAAGUCACAGCAAUAUCGGCACCACUGGCAAGGGCGACUCCGAUGUCUGCGGCUGCCAAUGCUGGGGCAUCGUUGAUUCCGUCUCCCACCAUUGCUAUAACCGUGUUUCUGAGACCUUUGAUUCUCUUGAUAUGCAUUUGCUUUUCAUCCGGUAACACCCCCGACACAAUGUGCUCCAGGUCUAAUCCAAGCUCGGAUCCAAUGGCCUGGGCUGUGACACAGUUAUCACCAGUGAUCAUCCAGCACUCGAUUCCAAGUUGAUUCUGAAGAUGGUCGAUGAUGUCUUUGGACUCAUGUCUGAUCUGGUCACGACAGGCAAACAUCACUAACAACUGAUUUUUAUGUUCAGAAAGUAACGCCACUAGUAUCACAGACUUCUUCUCAGACUUCCAUUCUUCAAGGAUGCUCUUUUGUUCAUCUGAAAUAUCGACAUUAUAAUCAUCAAUGAGUGCUUCGUUUCCGAGAAUGGCCACAUUGCCUGUGAGGCCAUUCCAAAACCCAUCGGUGUCUCCAGCGACAAUGGAACCUUUUAAACCUUUUCCAGGAACUGUUUCCACCGCUGGAAUUUUGUUGCUAGUUAGUGCAAAUUGACUAGUGAAAGAUUUAAUGGCUUGAGCGAGUGGGUGUUUAGAACUCAAUUCCAAGUCCCUUGCCAAUUGCACUGCUACCAGCUGCAUCUGUUCAUCAUCUGUACAAAACUGAUGGUCGGUGACUUUGAUCUCGCCAUAGGUUAAGGUUCCUGUCUUGUCGAAGCACACCACUUUGGUGUUGGCAGCAUCUUGGAAAGCAGCUCCUCCACCUUUAACUAAGAUCCCAUUCUUGGCUGCUAAACCUGACCCUACAAAAAGAGCUGUCGGAGCCGCAAGGCCAAUUCCACAGGGACAUGCUAUCACAAACACUGCUAUGGCAAACUGUAAAGACCACAUGAACCAACCACCAAUAUCAACAUCCAAGUAGGAGUCAGGCAAUGCCCCUGAAUAGCUUAGUAUCAACCAUAUAAUAAACACCAAGAUUCCAAUGAAUACAAUAAUUGGCACAAAGUAACCCGUAAGCGCAUCUGCUGUUCUCUCUAUGGGGGCCUUUCUCAUUUGGCCUUCACGAACAGUAUUGAGAAUCUGAUCGAUUAACGAAUCACUCUGAAGACUCAAAAUUUUGGCAAUGACAGCUUGGUUACUCACAUUGACUGUUCCACUAAACACCUGAUUCCCCGGUGAAUGUUUGACGGGUUUAGACUCUCCAGUCAAAGCCGACUCGUCAAACUCAGCUGAGUUUUCAAC